UCAGACUCUGGAAAUGUUCAGCAUCCAGCAUCAGUCCAGCAUCUUACAUGUGACUCAGCAGUAAGGCCAUACCGGAGUAAAUUCUAUAUCUUACAACACCGCCAAAAGUUUUCAAAGUUUUCGAAAAUGUGUAAAACAAUAAUUUUGACUGUCAACAUUAAACCGAUAAAUGUUGAUGUCAUUAGUAAAAUUAACAUAAAGUGAACCUUUCGGAAAAAAACAAAACAUAAGCCAUAAAAAAUGCGAUUUAGGGGCUUGUCAUUGUCAUAUAAAUCGGGAAAUCCGUAGUAACCAAAAUUUUCCAUAAUUUAUAUUAAAAACGAGACUUCAAAUAAGUGCAACGAUGGCAUAAAUCUAGAAAUAUGUCUUAUAUUUACAAGUGUAUAAAUAAAAAAAAUGCAGUGACGCAAAAUACGUGAAGAUUUAAUAUUCGAAUUGCAGAAUUGUAACUUUUAGUGGAGGAGAGUGCAGUAAAAAGUGUAUGAAAGUACAUACAUAUAUGAAUAUGCAAUGAUAUCAGUUAUCAAGGUACUACACAAACAUUUGGAUUAUAACACACAAGACUCAAGGAUGGUUACCUUACCGUCAGUAUUUAUGAUGCGUUUAUGAUCAUGUGAUUGCUGCGCGUUAGGCUUUACAGUACAGCUUUUAUUUCUAGAUUUUUAUAUCUAAGAAAAGUGACAACAAAACAAUACGCAAAUCCUCUUCACCGGCGACGGUUCCUUUACCUGCAUUAAUCAUAUCUGCAAAAAGAGUCAAAGACGUUAAAAUGGAACUACGACCUAAAUGGAGUGUGCCCCGACCUUACUUUCGUACCACAAACACGGGAGUUUUACUUCUUUUCUGGGUUCUAGUAUGGACUCAUUCUCUGGAGAAUGUUUUUUGCGGCGAAAAAUUAGCAUUGCUUUCGGCUACGCUUCGCACAUAUCAGAAAGUGGCUUGUGACUCGGAAGAAGUUGUUAUUGCCUGUCCCCGUGGCACUAGUAUUUCCAUCGAGUUUGCUCAGUACAACAAGUUUGUGCAGAAAGAUGGCUACAGUAUCGACGAUCUGUGUCCGAUGCCUGGGGAACUGGGCUCAGACAUUCGUGGCAAAGCAAAGCACCUACUUCGAGGAUCCAUUUUUGGUUUAUCCCAGCAAAAAGAGCCUUCUAAACGCGUUGCGAAUGGUGGAUACGGUCAUAUCAUAACAUCUAGUAGCGAAUCUAUCAUUACCAAGCCAAGUUCACCAGACGAUGAGACUGGUACAAUCGCCAGUUUUGGAGAUAUUCAAAGUAGUUACGGGAACAACGAAAACCCGCCAAAAAGUUGCAUGUGGCCAAAUGCUUUACAGUACUCGUUGCUGCAAACAGUAGUCGAGGCGUGCCAGAAGAAAAAACACUGUAAGUUCCAGGGGUCUUCGCAGUAUUACGGCUUAGGCGCAAGCGGAGUAGGUGACUCAUCCGGAACCAGUAGUUAUCACAGCAGUACAAUCAGCACUAAUUCAUUAAAUAGCGAUCCCUGUCCCAAGGUCAGGAAAAUCGUGGAAAUAGCCUACAAAUGUCGUCCGUAUGAGUUUCGAAGCAAGGUGGCAUGUCACAAUGAUGUCGCCCAGCUGGAGUGUAACCCAUAUUCGCGAAUAGCCAUUUAUAGUGCAAGUUUCGGUAGAACCGAGUACGAAAGCAUCCAGUGUCCUCAACCUCAGGGAGUUCGGGAAGAAACCUGCCUCGCCUCAUACUCAACGGAGACAGUAAUGCAAAUUUGCCACGGGCGUCGGCGGUGCAACUUAGCAGCUGAUGCAAACACAUUCGGCACUCCCUGUCAGAAGAACUCUCGGAUGUACUUGAAAGUGGUUUACACCUGCGUGCCCAUGCAAGUACUUAAGGAGCAUGACGCAUCAGAAACGGAGGCAGACGAAUCCGAGGACUUUGAGGGUGAUGUCAACGAUCUUUACGACGAUGAACUUAACUAUAAAGAGUCAGAAGCCAUUCCAAAGCUGUAUAGCAACACAACAGCUUCUGGUACCCGUAAUAGCUCUGGAGGAAGUAUAUCAAGACCUAGUGUUACAUUGUCAAGUAACCAGACCAUGACGAAUAGCUCCUUGGUUUCUGAGAUCGAUACCGUAAUAACUCAUACUGCUGACUUUAGCUUAGAAGACCACCAGGAACGUUUAUAUAUUUACCUACUUAUCGUGGGAUCCUUUGGAGUGUUUUUCUCCAUAAUUAUUGUUGCCACGAGGUUAAUGCUCCAAAGGCGUCAUAGUGUGAUUACGGAUACGCAUAUGAAUUCUCCGAACAAAGCCAAUGAAACGUCUGGGGAAUUAGCUGAGGAUACAACAGUUCCAAGUGGAUUAAAUGAAAUAGACGAAAUAGAUACAGACAUUGACCUAACUACAUCAGUUCCCUUACCUAUAGUUUCCAAAAAUGAAAAUUAUUUGGCGUACGCCCCUGCUAGCAGCCUCUUCACAAAUAUAGCACCUGGACAUCUAUCCUCAGGAGGUAACCCUGGAUCGGCGCCCGGUCUUAUUACAGCUCCUCUUUUGGUUGGAACACACCACUCGCCAGACUUAAUAGGUAUCCCGUCAAGUGCCUAUGUGGCAACAAGCAGUGCUACAGCAAACUGCCAGAAUGCCGUGACGGGUAUUCUAGCCCCAGCGAUUGUUAUUGGAUCCAAGGCUUCUGGUUGUCCCUUACCUGGAAGUAGUGCUAUAAGCACAAUGGUUCCCAUAACCUCACUGGCCCAAUACACAAACGCGCCGACCAUCAGAGGCGGAUAUAUAGUAAAUGCUGGAGGUAUGGGAGUACUGCAGCAUCCGAGAAGCACACCCACGCCACCGUCGUCUUUGGCCGGGGGGUCUCCGGCACAUCCACCAACGCAACCAGUUCCACCCCUUGCUCCGUUAGGCCAUGCGUCGGCUUCCUUGUCUGUAAGCGGCACUUCGACUCUGCAUCGCACAAAGCCGCUCAUGCAGCUUUCUUAUGAUGGAACCGCCCCACGGACCUUGUCCACUGGCGUGGCGGCUGGUUCUCAAUUCUAUUAUGGAUGACAAGACAUGAUGGACUCUGAGCCCCAUGUGUACGGCACAGCCCUAGCCAUGGGUUCAGUUGCACCAAAUGGCAUUCAACCUUAGCUGGGAAAUGUUGAGGAGGCGAUUUUAUCGCAUUAGUAUAAGCAUCAAUAGAAGAUCAAUAGAAAAAAAGUCUUAAGUAAGCUUAAGUUCUGUUCGUUUUCAAUCAUUAAACUGGAUCCGGAUCCCUGAUGUUCGGAUGAUUCACGCGAUUAAACUUCCAAAAAGAAUAGAAACAAAAUCUUAAAAAGCUCAUUCUACUCAAACUUAUUUUAAUCCUUAAACUGAGCUAGAAAAUAUUCGUAUAUUUCAGGGCAAUUUUAUUGAAUCUACAACACAUCAGAAAAUUUUAUAUUUCUUUAAGUAGCGUAUAUAAUAAGUUGUAAAUUUGAAGUGUUUUAAAUCUUGGCUUUGUUGGUUUUAUUGGGUUCCUUCAGGUAUAUGUAUGUAAUAGUUUUCAGUAUCAAUACAUUGUUGUUACUUAUAUGCACCUUUUUUUCUUAUUGAGUUUUUUUUCGAAUUCUUUUUUGAAAAACAAGUGCCUUCCUAAUUAGCGUUUAAGUAAUGACUUACUGAAUUCUUAAAACUUUGCAUAUAUGUAAAUAUUGAAACAAACAAAGUAUACAUCCUACUUAUUGCAAAACUAAUUAGCCAUUGUGUAAAUAUAUUUGCCAAAAAAUUACAUUUAAAAUAGUUAAUACCUUAGAAGGCAAAAUAUACUUCGUUCAAAACUACACAUUUACAAAAUGUAAAUAAAUUCCUCAUACGGAAUACUAAAAGGUCAAUAACGAAUAUAAAAAAUAGAAAACACGAUAAUCCCGCAAACACAUUGAUUUUAAAUACAAUUGAUUUAUAUUUGGUAUAGAUUCUGUAUUAUAUACAUUGGUUGAAAAUCGUAGAAUAGUUACCUUCUACUAAUACUACUUAUAUAAUACUUACGUUUGUAAAUAAAAAAGCAUACGUUCAUAUUUUUGUGUAAUGUAUUUAUAGUUAUAAAUACUUAUUAAGUAUUGUUUGAGAAACUUCAAUAAAUAAACUGUAAAUUAACAUUGUAUA
Molecule: messenger RNA, 4099 nt
Organism: Drosophila ananassae
Lineage: Eukaryota; Metazoa; Arthropoda; Insecta; Diptera; Drosophilidae
Exons: 11
Coding region: 770-3022 (750 amino acids)
Molecular function (GO): carbohydrate binding
Source: RefSeq, a predicted model, not a curated record